AAGUUUACAAUGGGAAAGGAGAAGGUUCACAUCAACAUUGUGGUUAUUGGCCACGUCGACUCUGGUAAGUCGACCACCACUGGUCAUCUCAUCUACAAGCUUGGAGGAAUUGACAARCGUGUUAUCGAGAGAUUYGAGAAGGAAGCUGCUGAGAUGAACAAGAGGUCAUUCAAGUAUGCCUGGGUGCUUGACAAGCUCAAGGCUGAGCGUGAGCGUGGUAUCACCAUUGACAUUGCCYUGUGGAAGUUUGAGACCACGAAGUACUACUGCACAGUCAUCGAUGCUCCUGGGCAUCGUGACUUUAUUAAGAACAUGAUUACUGGAACUUCCCAGGCCGACUGUGCCGUCCUCAUCAUUGAUUCUACAACUGGUGGUUUUGAAGCUGGUAUCUCCAAGGAUGGCCAGACUCGUGAGCAUGCUCUCCUCGCCUUCACCCUUGGUGUCAAGCAAAUGAUCUGCUGCUGCAACAAGAUGGAUGCCACCACCCCAAAGUACUCCAAGGCUAGGUACGAUGAAAUUGUGAAGGAAGUGUCUUCCUACUUGAAGAAGGUGGGAUACAACCCUGAKAAAAUCCCCUUCGUUCCCAUCUCUGGGUUUGAGGGUGAUAACAUGAUUGAGAGGUCCACCAACCUCGACUGGUACAAGGGCCCAACCCUCCUCGAUGCCCUUGACCAGAUCCAGGAACCCAAGAGACCCUCGGACAAGCCCCUCCGUCUCCCACUUCAGGAUGUCUACAAGAUUGGUGGUAUUGGUACUGUCCCAGUGGGACGUGUGGAGACUGGUAUCCUCAAGGCUGGAAUGGUUGUCACCUUUGGCCCCUCUGGAUUGACCACUGAAGUUAAGUCUGUUGAGAUGCACCACGAGACUCUCCAGGAGGCCCUUCCCGGAGACAACGUUGGGUUCAACGUGAAGAACGUCGCAGUGAAGGAUCUGAAGCGUGGUUUCGUGGCUUCCAACUCCAAGGACGAUCCUGCCAAGGAAGCUGCCAGCUUCACAUCCCAGGUCAUCAUCAUGAACCACCCAGGCCAGAUCGGAAAUGGUUACGCCCCUGUGCUCGAUUGCCACACUUCCCACAUCGCCGUGAAGUUUGCUGAGCUCCUGACCAAGAUUGACAGGCGAUCUGGUAAGGAACUCGAGAAGGAGCCCAAGUUCUUG
Messenger RNA from Nelumbo nucifera (sacred lotus), 1155 nucleotides. The record is from RefSeq and is a predicted model, not a curated record. NCBI's taxonomy places the organism in Eukaryota, Viridiplantae, Streptophyta, Magnoliopsida, Proteales, Nelumbonaceae.